Molecule: messenger RNA, 1324 nt
Organism: Homarus americanus (American lobster)
Lineage: Eukaryota; Metazoa; Arthropoda; Malacostraca; Decapoda; Nephropidae
Product: putative protein TPRXL
Exons: 8
Source: RefSeq, a predicted model, not a curated record
AUGAACGUAUUACUUAAAGAUGGUGAAGGUUUAAAGUACCUCAGCCAGAAAUUCACAAACAUCAGUACCGCUAAAUCGAAGAAAGAGAUUUUCGUGGGAUCUCAGGUUCGUGAAGUUCUCCUGCAGCGUCAUGCAUCUAUUGAAUACAAAUGGAACUUGAAGAAGACUUUCUUUCAGUCAGUUACAGCGCUUUUCCGAGACUCGUUCCAACAGUUCAGGACUCCUUCCAACAGUUCAGAGACUCGUUCCAACAGUUCAGAGACCUUGAUCCAACAGUUCAGAGAUCCUUCCAACAGUUCGGAGACUCGUUCCAACAGUUCUGAGACUCUUCCAACAGUUCAGAGACUUGUUCCAACAGUUCAGAGAUCUCUUCCAACAGUUCGGAGACUCGUUCCAACAGUUCAGAGACUCUCACAACAGUUCGAGACUCGUUCAACAUUCAGAGACUCCUUCCAACAGUUGGAGACUCCUUCCAACAGUUCAGAGACUGUUCCAACAGUUCAGAGAUCUCCUUCCAACAGUUCUGAGACUCGUUCCAACAGUUCUGAGACUCCUUCCAACAGUUCAGAGACUCGUUCCAACAGUUCAGAGAUCUCCUUCCAACAUUCAGAGACUCCUUCCAACAGUUCGGAGACUCCUUCCAACAGUUCAGAGACUUGUUCCAACAGUUCAGAGAUCUCCUUCCAACAUUCAGAGACUCUUCCAACAGUUCAGAGAUCUCCUUCCAACAGUUCGGAGACUCGUUCCAACAGUUCAGAGACUGUUCCAACAACUUCACAGACUUGUUCCAACAGUUCAGAGAUCUCCUUCCAACAUUCGGAGACUCCUUCCAACAGUUCAGACCUUCCAACAGUUCAGAGAUCCGUUCCAACAGUUCAGAGAUCGUCCAAUAGUUCGGAGACUCGUUCCAACAGUGCAGAGACUCCUUCCAACAGUUCCGGAGACUCCUUCCAACAUUCAGAGACUCCUUCCAACAGUUCAGAGAGUCGUUCCAACAGUUCGGAGACUCCUUCCAACAGUUCGGAGACUCCUUCCAACAGUUCGGAUACUCCUUCCAACAGUUCGGAUACUCCUUACAACAGUUCGAGACUCGUUCCAACAUUCGGAGACUCGUUCCAACAGUUCGGAGACUCCUCCCAACAGUUGAGAGACUCGUUCCAACAGUUCAGAGACUCCUCCCAACAGUUGAGAGACUCGCUCCAACAGUUCAGAGACUCCUCCCAACAGUUGAGAGACUCGCUCCAACAGUUGAGAGACUCGUUCCAACAGUUCAGAGACUCGUUCCAACAGUUCGGGGACUUGUUCCAGUUAUUGGAAGCACCAG